Messenger RNA from Tauraco erythrolophus (red-crested turaco), 1701 nucleotides. The record is from RefSeq and is a predicted model, not a curated record. Lineage: Eukaryota; Metazoa; Chordata; Aves; Musophagiformes; Musophagidae.
UUCUGGAAAACAUUAACAACACCAAUGAAUGGCUUGAUCUUCACUCUUAGCUCCAGAUGACUUGUGGUGGUGUUCGUAAGGAUGUCGUCUGUUACUGAAAAUGGAGAUGUUACUGCUGGAAAGCCAAAUGAAGAGAAAACAUAUAAAAAGACUGCAUCUUCAGCUAUUAAAGGUGCUAUCCAGCUGGGAAUAGGAUACACAGUAGGAAACCUUACAUCAAAACCGGACAGAGAUGUUCUUAUGCAAGACUUCUAUGUAGUGGAAAGUGUCUUCCUACCAAGUGAAGGGAGCAAUCUCACCCCUGCUCAUCAUUACCCUGACUUCAGAUUUAAGACGUAUGCACCUCUUGCCUUCCGCUAUUUCAGAGAACUUUUUGGUAUCAAGCCUGAUGAUUACUUGUACUCAAUCUGCAGUGAGCCUUUAAUUGAAUUAUCCAACCCAGGUGCCAGUGGGUCCUUAUUUUUUGUAACUAGUGAUGACGAGUUCAUCAUCAAAACAGUUCAACACAAAGAGGCUGAGUUUCUUCAGAAGCUCUUGCCGGGUUAUUAUAUGAAUCUGAACCAGAAUCCAAGAACUCUUCUACCCAAAUUUUACGGGCUGUACUGCGUUCAAUCAGGAGGCAUUAAUAUUAGAAUUGUUGUAAUGAACAAUGUUUUGCCACGAGCCUUGAAAAUGCAUUUCACAUAUGACUUGAAAGGCUCCACGUAUAAACGGAGAGCAUCAAGAAAAGAGAGGGAGAAGUCCAACCCUACAUUCAAAGACUUGGAUUUCUUGCAAGACAUGCAUGAAGGGUUGUAUUUUGACUCUGAAACACAUAGCGCGCUAAUGAAAACACUACAGCGGGAUUGUCGAGUUCUAGAAAGUUUUAAGAUCAUGGAUUACAGUCUGCUUUUGGGAAUCCACAUACUGAACAGUAACAUGAAGGAAAAAGAAGGAGAGAGUUCCCAGAGCACAUCAGAUGCAAAACGUCCUGGAGGGCAGAAAGUUCUCUAUUCCACAGCCAUGGAGUCUAUACAGGGCCCUGGGAAGUCGGGGGACUCUGUCACCACAGAGACAGCAAACACAAUGGGAGGUAUUCCAGCUAAAAGCCACAAAGGAGUAAAGCUGCUUCUAUUUAUGGGUAUUAUUGAUAUUCUUCAGUCUUACAGAUUAAUGAAGAAGCUGGAACAUUCUUGGAAGGCUCUCGUUUAUGAUGGGGAUACUGUUUCAGUUCACCGACCAAGUUUUUAUGCAGACAGAUUUUUGAAGUUUAUGAGUACAAGAGUUUUCAAGAAAGUUCAAGCUUUAAAGUCUUCACCUUCAAAGAAACGGUGCAAUUCCAUCACAGCCCUAAAGGCAACAUCACAAGAAAUAGUGUGUGCGGUUAGCCAGGAGUGGAAGGAUGAAAAGCAUGGCAUUCUUGCUGAAGGACAAAGCUAUGCUAGCCUUGAUGAAGAAGUACUAGGUUCACGCCACCAGCCGGAUCUAGUGCCAAGCACUCCAUCUCUGUUUGAGGCAGCUUCCUUGGCAACCACAAUUUCUUCUUCUUCCUUGAAUGUAGAUGAGCAUUAUCAACGUGACCAAUCUAUGCUCUAUUCUAGCAGUAAAGGGUUGCCUUCGAGUUCAACAUUCACUUUAGAAGACAGUGCCAUCUAUUUGACUUCAGAACAAAGCACGCUGGAAAUGGAAAAUGAUAAUGCUUCCGUUUUGGAUGUCUACUUA